AUGCAAAACACUUUUUCUCAAGAGACCAACGCCAUGAAUCUCAUUUACGUGAAAACGGGUUACUCUCGCUUGAUCACCUACCUGGUUCCCCUGUGCGUGGUUCCAUUUAUUGGCAUCAUCAUCAUCAUGAAGCAAGCAUCACACAUGAAACAAGAAGACAUGGACCAGGUGUGGCUCCACUUGCAAUGCAACCUUGUCAGAGUCAUCAUUUGCUGCACCACCAUUGUAUUUGGAAUCACCUUCUACAUCAUGAGAAGGUCGAGACCCGUUUACUUGGUGGACUUUGCCUGUUACAAACCCCCACCUCAUCUCAAGGUGCCAUUCUCCAAAUUCAUGCUCCACUCCACCCUCAAUGGGUACUUCAACGGUUCCUCUCUCGGGUUUCAACGUAAGAUUCUUGAACGCUCUGGCCUUGGAGAAGAGACUCAUCUCCCACAAGCAUUGCACAGCAUUCCAUCGAACCCUUCCAUUGCUGCUGCCAGAGAAGAGGUAGAGCAGGUUAUGUUCGGUGCCCUCGAUGACCUUUUUGCCAACACCAAUGUCAAGCCAAAGGACAUUAAGAUCGUCUUUGUGAAUUGCAGCUUGUUCAAUCCCACCCCUUCCCUCACUGCUAUGAUCGUCAACAGGUACAAGAAGGGGUAUGACGUGAGGACCUACAACUUGGGGGGCAUGGGUUGCAGUGCGGGUAUUACAGCCAUUGAUCUUGCAAAGGACUUGCUUCAGCUUCACGGAAACACUUACGCGGUGGUGGUUAGCACAGAGAACAUUACUCAGAACUGUUACUUUGGGAACAACAGGGCCAUGCUGAUACCAAACUGUUUGUUCCGGCUAGGUGGGGCAGCGAUUCUUCUUUCAAACAAAUUUUCAGAAAGGCGUCGAGCCAAGUACGAGCUUGUUCAUGUUGUGAGAACUCACAAUGGUGCAGAUGACAAGUCGUUCAAGUGUGUUCAUCAGGUGCAAGACGCUGUUGGGAAACUCGGCGUGUGUCUUUCAAGGGAUCUCAUGGAAGUUGCUGGUGAAGCCCUUAAGGCUAACAUCACUGCUUUGGGUCCCUUUGUGCUUCCCAUGAGGGAGAAGCUCCUCUUCCUUUGUAGUUUCUUGGCCAAGAAGCUAUUUGGUUCUGAGAAGAAGGCUUAUUAUGUGCCAAACUUCAAUGUUGUUUUUGACCAUUUCUGCAUUCAUGCUGGAAGCAAAGCAGUGAUUGGUGAGGUUGAGAGGAACCUGAAGCUUCUGCCAAGUGACGUGGAAGCUUCUAGAAUGGCUCUGCAUAGGUCUGGGAACACUUCUUCUAGCUCCAUUUGGUAUGAGCUGGCUUACAUAGAGGCAAAGGGCAAGAUGAAGAGGGGAAACCGUGUUUGGCAGAUUGCGUUUGGGAGUGGUUUCAAGUGCAACAGUGCUGUGUGGAAGGCCCUCACACAUGUGAAACCCUCACCAAACACUCCAUGGGAAGAUUGCAUUCAUAGGUACCCAGUUGCUGCAUAA
Messenger RNA from Cajanus cajan (pigeon pea), 1482 nucleotides. RefSeq names its product 3-ketoacyl-CoA synthase 4. The record is from RefSeq and is a predicted model, not a curated record. Gene Ontology annotation, molecular function: acyltransferase activity, transferring groups other than amino-acyl groups. NCBI's taxonomy places the organism in Eukaryota, Viridiplantae, Streptophyta, Magnoliopsida, Fabales, Fabaceae. Gene Ontology annotation, biological process: fatty acid biosynthetic process. Gene Ontology annotation, cellular component: membrane.